UCGCGGUAUAUUCGGUAUUUUGGGAACCUUGGUUGUCAUAGGUUGGGUUACUUACUUUUAUCAUCUCACAACUGGGUUCACAGCAAACUUGAAACGCGUUAAAAUCGAUAUUUUCAUAUCAGCAGAGAUUAUCUUCUAUUUUAACGAGGAACGGAUCUUUAUUAGAGCCUGUUUGUGGGUGCUUUAUGAGGACUAAUGUUAGCCUUUAGCUAAUAUUAGCUGCCAAACAUCAACAGGAAGUAGCAGCGGGGUUAACGCAAUUCCAAUGUCUUGUACUGUGGCUUCCCCAGGCAUGAACUGUACCUUAGAGAAGGUCCUGGCAGAUGCCAAAUCAUUAGUGGAAAGGCUUCGCAACCAUGACAACGCUGCUGAGAUGUUAAUCGAACAGACGACACAUCUCAACAAGCGAGUAGAGGCCAUGAAACAGUACCAGGAAGAGAUAGACACCCUGAAUGAGGUUGCACGUCAUCGGCCUCGUUCCAGUCUAGUCCUGGGAAUCCAGCAGGAAAACCGGCAAAUUAGGGAGCUCCAGCAGGAAAACAAAGAGCUGCGUACAUCAUUGGAAGAACACCAGUCUGCCUUAGAGCUCAUCAUGACCAAAUACAGGGAGCAGGUGUUCAGACUUCUCAUGGCCAGUAAGAGAGACGACCCCGCCAUCGUUACCCAGCUGAAGGAGCAGCAUACUACGGAAAUGCAAGCACACAUAGACAAGAUCAACGAAAUGGCCUCCGUGAUGAGGAAAGCCAUAGAGGUGGAUGAGGAGCGAAUAUGUGAAGAUGAGGAGAGGAUUAAACAGCUAGAGUUGGAGAACAAUGGACUCCGAGAGCUGCUGGGAAUCAGUCGGGAAGCUUUUCUGGUUCUGAAGAGAGACGACCAAUCAGACAGCACGUCGCUGUCGCCACUGCUCACCAGUGCCGACGUGAGCUUACGAAAAAGUUAGAGCCCAGGGCAGCCCACCAAACCCGCCCACCUACUGCUGCCGCUGUAGGGUACAGAGUCUACAGCCUGUUACCACGUGACCACUUCAGAUGAUGAGUCUCCUGGUGCAUUUAGAACAUCGCUGCUCCAGACCUGCAUCCCUGUCUGAUGAUUCGGGCAACAAGCAGCGAGCCAACCCCCUCCCUUUAUUCUUUUUCUUGUUUCUUGGUACUGCUGUAACGUUUUGUUCAUUUUGGCAGCAUGCACGAGCCCGCAGUGCCUGCAACAUUUUAAGGUGUAAAUGAGUAAAUGAAGGGCUUGAGUUCAAAUAAAUCUAUAAGCAAGAAAA
Molecule: messenger RNA, 1267 nt
Organism: Haplochromis burtoni (Burton's mouthbrooder)
Lineage: Eukaryota; Metazoa; Chordata; Actinopteri; Cichliformes; Cichlidae
Gene: fgfr1op2
Product: FGFR1 oncogene partner 2
Exons: 6
Coding region: 266-940 (224 amino acids)
Biological process (GO): response to wounding
Source: RefSeq, a predicted model, not a curated record